This is a messenger RNA of Eutrema salsugineum, 824 nucleotides long. RefSeq names its product RNA polymerase II subunit A C-terminal domain phosphatase SSU72. Gene Ontology annotation, biological process: termination of RNA polymerase II transcription. Lineage: Eukaryota; Viridiplantae; Streptophyta; Magnoliopsida; Brassicales; Brassicaceae. Gene Ontology annotation, molecular function: RNA polymerase II CTD heptapeptide repeat phosphatase activity. Gene Ontology annotation, cellular component: nucleus; mRNA cleavage and polyadenylation specificity factor complex. The transcript has 4 exons. The record is from RefSeq and is a predicted model, not a curated record. The coding region runs from base 243 to 584 and encodes 113 amino acids.
AUCCUAAGCAAAAGCUUAACCUCGUUCGUGAAUUCUCUCGACCCUUGUCUAGAAUUCACCGAUAGUUUCUUCACAGCUACUUCUUCACCACUCGGCAUCAGUCCCUAUAUAUUGUCGAUUCAUUCGAAUAAACGUCGCUUUUUUCCAACCCAAAAAAAACAAGAACUUUCUAGUGUUUGUUUACCUUGUAGACAGGGCCAAAUCCGCCGUGUCCGAGCCGAUUCUUCUCGGAGAAUAAAUCAAUGCUUAAGAGGAAUUUAUCUGUGAAACUUGCUCCCCAGAGGUGGCAAGAUAAUGCUGGUGAUGGUGUGUUUGAUGUUGUAAUGACAUUUGAAGAAAAGGUUUUCGAUUCAGUUCUUGAAGAUCUUAACAACAGAGAACAGCCACUUAUGAAAACCAUACUUGUGAUGAACUUGGAAGUUAAAGAUAACCACGAAGAAGCAGCUAUUGGUGGCCGACUCGCCUUGGAACUCUGUCAAGAGAUUGAAGGGAAUGAAUCAUGGGAAGAUACAAUUGAUGACAUUGUCGCGGGUUUUGAAAAACAACAUAGGCGGAAACUUGUCUAUAGCAUCUCAUUUUACUGAAGAGAUACAAUCAUUAGUUGCAGUAAGCAGCAACGCGAGCUUUCUUUUGAUAUGCUUAAGGUUUUAUGGUCGAGAGUGGAGAAGAAAUUGUUUGUUAGAAACUGAGAAUUUGUUUUCCUAAACACAUGCCACUGCUUGUUUCUCCUUGCUUGAAAGUUGAAACAGAGCCUUGAUGAGUUGAUUCUACAUACCAAAACUGUUUCUGUUUUUUACACUACUUGUCUUAACCCAAGCAUUACU